AGUUUGAGUUGCAUCCGAGAGAAACCGCUCCGACACGAUUUGAAAAGUGUAUCAAUAUUCAAGAGAUUAAAGAACAUGUUUGAAGCUAUGAAUAUCACCAAAGAUUCUCAGCAGAAAGCCAUGUUGUUGCAUUACGUCGGAGAAGAAACCUGUGACAUUCUCGAAACGCUUAAUGUACCCGAGCCAACCGAAGGAAGUGAUGUCUUCAAGAUUUGUGUCAAAGCCCUUGCAGAAUAUUUUGAGCCACAGAAAUGCAUUGAUCAUCACGUUUAUGUAUUUCGACAACAAACGCCGAAGUCAGGUGAGAACAUUACUGAAUUUUAUACUCGUUUACAAUUGCUUGCACGAAAGUGUGAAUUUUCCGACUCUGAUUUGGAAAUAAAACGUCAAAUUAUUCAAGGCACUUCAUCACUUAGACUGAGACGAAAAUCAAUUGACCAAAGUCUUACCCUAGAAAAUGUGCUCAAAACUGCACGAGCCAUGGAGACUGCUAAUGAGCACACUAGUGAAAUGGAAAACAGCAUUCAAAUGCAGUCGGUAAAUAUAAUCCUGCUAAGUUUACUGAAUCUAAGAAAGAUCCUAACCAAAGGAAAGUGCCUCGCAAGACGAAGUGUGGACUGUGUGGUGGUAAUUAUCCACAUCGGGGUAAAUGUUCUGCCCAAGGGAAAAGUUGUCACAAGUGUGGAAAAUUGAAUCAUUUCUCUAAGGUUUGUCGUAGUAAAUUUAAUUAACAAUCAAUUUAAACCACCAGUGGGUAAAGAGCAUGCUAAAACUGUAACAGCAGAAAACCAUUUUAGUGAAAUAAGUCAUGUUAAAAAAUCUGACAGUGAUAACAGCGAAGAAUAUACAUUUACCACUGGUGCACAGGUAAACCAACUUAGUAAACCUAUUUUUGAAGUACAAAUUGGGAACACUCCAAUUAGAAUAAUGGCAGAUUCAGGAGCAACAGUAAAUAUACUGAGUGAACAAGAUUUCAAUUGUCUUGUACCAAAAUCCCAAAUAUCAGAAACCAAAACCAAAGUGUACCCCUACAUGAGUGAAAAGCCAUUAAAUCUGUAUGGCAAGUUUGAAGCAAAAAUUUCAAGUAAACUGGGCUCAUCAGAGGAAACAUUUUAUGUGGCGAAGGGUUCGUCAAAUUCUAUUCUUAACUGGUCAACGUCCCAAAAACUAAAUAUAAUCAAAGCAGUCAGUGUUAUUAAUCAACCAGAUCCAAGUUUACCACUCAAUGCACCUAAAUUUAUUAGGGAUUUUCCCAACCUUACCAGUGGGAUGGGUCAUUACAAAGGGGAACCAGUACGUAUACAUGUAGAUGAAACUGUUAAACCAAUAGCAUUAACACAUCGCCGUAUUCCGUUUCAUGUUAGAAAACAAGUGGAGAAGAAACUAGAGCAACUCGAAGAUGAAUGCAUAGUAGAACGUGCCGAAGGCCCCACCCCUUGGGUUUCACCGAUAGUAGUUGUACCAAAGCCUCAUAAACCCGUUGAGAUACGUAUUUGUGUUGAUAUGCGAGCACUAAAUAAAGCUAUUAUGCGAGAGCGACAUAUCAUCCCCACCAUUGAUGAUGUAGUACAUGAUCUUAAUGGCUGUAAGGUUUUCAGCAAAAUUGAUUUAAAUCAAGGCUACCAUCAGAUUCCACUUCAUGCUGAUUCUAAACCACUAACAACCUUCUCAACCCACAUAGGAUUGUUCAGAUAUAAACGCCUUAAUUUUGGACUUUCUUAUGCAGCUGAAAUAUUUCAGAAGAAAGUUAGUGAUGCAGUUCGUGGUAUACCGUGUGUGAAGAAUAUCAGUGAUGAUAUUUAUAUUGGUGGCAUCGACAAUGACGACCAUGAUCGACGUCUAAAACAGUUGUUUCAGCAGCUUCAGGACAAUGGGUUGACCAUUAAUCUUCCAAAAUGUCAGUUUCGAGUUCCCACCAUGCUCUUCUUUGGUCAUGUGUUCUCAGAAAAAGGAAUGUCACCUGAUCCCAAAAAAGUUGAAAGUCUUCAACGCAUCAUUCCACCAACCAACGUACCAGAAGUACGAAAUCUUCUAAGCUCUGCAGCAUUCUGUUGAAGAUUCAUCAAAGAUUUCGCAGUAAUUACUAGCCCUCUUCGUCAGCUCACAUGCACAGGAGUGAAAUGGCAGUGGACAGAAGAGGAACAAUCAUCGUUCGAGUCUCCUAAAGCAGCCUUGUCAACGAAGACCACCUUGGGUUACUUUGAUCCAGAGAAACCAAAAUCUAUAUUCGUUGAUGGUAGUCCCGUUGGUCUUGGUGCUGUCCUGACCCAAGAAAAUCCAUCAACAAAGGAAGUAACACUACUACAUUAUGCAAGUUGUCCACGUACUCCAACCCAAGCAAGGUAUCCCCAGAUAGACCGAGAAGCUCUGUCAAUCUUUUGGGCAAUCAAACGAUUCCACCUGUUUGUAUAUGGUACUGACUUCAAAGUCAUCACGGACCACAUGCCUCUCGUUACCUUAUUUAAUAAUCCAUCAUCCAAACCCUCAGCCAGGAUUGAGCGUUGGCUAUUGGAUCUACAGCAAUAUCGUUUUACA
Messenger RNA from Paramuricea clavata, 2535 nucleotides. Lineage: Eukaryota; Metazoa; Cnidaria; Anthozoa; Malacalcyonacea; Plexauridae. The record is from the annotation of a GenBank genome assembly.